Eleginops maclovinus (Patagonian blennie) is the source of this 1530-nucleotide messenger RNA. RefSeq names its product wu:fc23c09. NCBI's taxonomy places the organism in Eukaryota, Metazoa, Chordata, Actinopteri, Perciformes, Eleginopidae. Gene Ontology annotation, molecular function: protein binding. Bases 1 to 1530 code for a protein of 509 amino acids. The transcript is spliced from 4 exons. The record is from RefSeq and is a predicted model, not a curated record.
AUGAAGGUCCUCCUACUGCUGCUUAUAUUCCUCACAGUUUCUGGAUAUUCAUAUGUGUUGCAACCCAGAUUGACAGUGGCCCAGAUAGCUGAGCUGGACAGAGACAAGUCUGAUAUGAAGAGUGAGCAACUGGGAGAUGUUUCAAUUUCAGUGGAAGAAGAAGACAAGGACGCCGAAUCCACUGAGGAAAGGAAAAGACAGGAUAAACAGAUGGUUUCAGCCAAACCACGACUGACAACUGCCAAAACACCUUCAAUGAGGUCAAUGAAAAACAGUAGUAAAAAUAAGAAAAUUAAGAAUUCCAAGGAAAAGAAAAGUAGAAAGGACAAGAAAACACAAAAGCCACCACCGAAGAAGAAGGUUGUGAAUCCAACAACCUUCCCUUACUUCAAGGAUGACUACUGUCCUCCUGAGUGUGCCUGCUAUGGAAGGGUGGUCCAGUGCUCAGACAAAGGUGUGGACAAGGUUCCUUACGGUAUCCCCUAUAACUCCCGCUACAUCCUCCUCAUGAAUAACCACAUCGACAGCAUCCAGCUGGACCUGCUCAAUGAGUACGCCUCUAUGGAGUUCCUAGUGUUAAGCAACAAUCGUCUAAAGGAUGCCACCAUAGAGGGGGCCUUCGAGGGGAUCCCGGCUUUGAAGCGCCUCUACCUGAAUAAAAACCUCUUAAUCAGUGUGCCAGGUGAUCUUCCCCUUUCUCUCGAGGAGCUUCGUUUGGACAAUAAUCGCCUGAGUGUGAUGUCUGAGGCUGCCUGGGCCAGUUGCCCCGGCCUCUUGAUUUUGAGCCUGAGUAACAACAGCCUAGGGAAUGGAUCUGAAUCUCUUCCUAAUGCAGUGUUCUCUCCUUUGAGCAAGCUGCGCACUCUGAACCUGGAUCACAACCAGUUGACUUCAGUUCCUCUGGGCUUACCCCUUUCCAUCAAGGAGCUCUACCUCAAAGGGAACCUCAUUGAGCAAUUCCGUGGAGGAGCCUUCAAUGGGAUAUCAGAGCUGAUAGUGUUAGAUCUGAGUUCAAACAGAUUGACAAACAACGGUCUUCUCAAGUAUUCCCUUCUCAAUGCAACUCACUUGGAAAGCCUCAACUUAGAGGGUAACCGACUUAAACAAGUACCCCAACACCUUCCCCACUCACUUAAAACACUAAACCUGGAGGGAAACCUUAUAUCUGCCAUAAAGAAAGCGGUUUUCAGAACCUUGAAAAACCUGGAACACCUGGGUUUAGCAAGGAACACGAUCUUCAAAGUGGCACCAGGGGCCUUCAAGACAUUGCCAGUCCUGCAUCAGUUGGACCUGUGUCACAACACUUUGCGCCAGGUGCCCAGACAGCUCCCUAUGGCUCUGCACUCAGUCGCCCUCACCCACAACAAGAUUCAAACAGUGCCUCGGGAUGCUUUCUGCUGGGGUAAUACAAGUUAUAGUCUCAGUGGGCUUGUACGAGUGCAUUUGGAACACAAUUUAAUCGAUAUGGGGAAGUUGGAUGCACAGGCUUUUAAGUGCCUACGGGGAUUCCAAGUGGUGCACUUCUACUGA